GACUUCGAGCUCUGCGGCCCCUGCGCGGAGAAGGAACACCGGUGCAUGAUCUGCGGCUCCGACGAGGCGCCGGCAGCGACGUGCGGUUCGCCGCUGGCUACGGCCCAGCAGCUGCAAUCGCCGGCCGCCUGGAAGGUGGUACCCCCGCCCUCGCCGCUGAACCUGGCCGCGGGCGCGCAGUCGCCGCUGGGGGCCCAGCUGUCCACGUCGCUGCAGACGCCAGUGCAGAAGCUGGCUGCGGCGCUGCCCAGUCCAUGCGGCGCCGCGCCCCCCACGCCCUCUGCAAGUGUGCCACCGAGGUUCUGCAUGGAUCACGAUGCCAGCGACAAGCGCGCCAAGGUGGACGCCUCGGUGGGCCUGCAGCUCCGGGAGUGCACGUCCUGCCACAUCCAGGUGAACACCACCUACGUCGACUUCGAGCUCUGCGGGGGCUGCUCAGACGCCGAGAGGCGGUGCAUGAUUUGCGGGGCCACCGCCCCGAUCAGCGGACGCUACAUCCCCCCGGAGCGGGUGCCGGCGGCCCAAAGCCCGCCGCCGCAGCCCCCGCGGCAGGGGCCGCAGGAACUCGUGCCCCACCACGCCUAG
This is a messenger RNA of Prorocentrum cordatum, 585 nucleotides long. The record is from the annotation of a GenBank genome assembly. Lineage: Eukaryota; Dinophyceae; Prorocentrales; Prorocentraceae.